Messenger RNA from Hermetia illucens (black soldier fly), 1269 nucleotides. RefSeq names its product ubiquitin carboxyl-terminal hydrolase isozyme L5 (gene Uch-L5). The record is from RefSeq and is a predicted model, not a curated record. The transcript is spliced from 4 exons. Gene Ontology annotation, biological process: ubiquitin-dependent protein catabolic process; protein deubiquitination. Gene Ontology annotation, cellular component: cytoplasm. Gene Ontology annotation, molecular function: cysteine-type deubiquitinase activity. Lineage: Eukaryota; Metazoa; Arthropoda; Insecta; Diptera; Stratiomyidae. Bases 86 to 1057 code for a protein of 323 amino acids.
AAAUAUCAAACGUCAUUUUCGUACCAUUCGUGAAUAUCACUCUGUCGUAAAGUUUCACUUUGAUUGCGAACAUUAUUCUACAAAAAUGACUGAUAGUGCUGGAAAUUGGUGUCUAAUUGAGAGCGAUCCAGGCGUAUUCACGGAAUUAAUACGAGAAUUUGGUUGCGAGGGAGUUCAAGUGGAAGAACUCUGGAGUUUGGACGCAGACUCUUUCAAGAACUUGGAACCCAUCCACGGUCUGAUAUUCCUCUUCAAGUGGGUACAGGACGACGAGCCGGCCGGUUCCAUUGUCCAGGACAGUCGAUUGGAUAAGAUUUUCUUCGCGAAACAAGUCAUCAACAAUGCCUGCGCGACUCAAGCUAUUCUGAGUAUCUUGUUGAACUGCGAGCAUGCCGACGUGAAACUUGGUAACACGCUGUCUGAAUUCAAGGAAUUCUGCCAGACAUUCGACGCCUACACCAAAGGACUCAGCCUCAGUAACGCCUCGCAAAUCCGCACCGUCCACAACUCGUUCGCCCGACAAACACUAUUUGAAUUGGAUUCGAAGAAUCAAAACAAGGACGAGGAUGUCUUCCACUUCAUUGGGUACAUCCCGAUUGAUGGGCGCCUGUACGAGUUGGACGGACUGAAGAGCGGACCAGUGGACUUGGGUCCUGUUGGCGCCAACCAGAAUUGGGUGGAUGUUGUGCGGCCGAUCAUUGAAAAGCGCAUGUUGAAGUACAGCGAAGGCGAGAUCCACUUCAACCUCAUGGCCAUCGUUUCGGACCGACAAAUGAUCUACCAGAAGAAGAUCGACGAACUUCUGAACUCGCCUGAGAAUGCUAUGGACACGGACGACAAGCAAAACGAAAUUGCCAGGCUAAGGUCGCUUAUCGAGGACGAAAUCGCAAAGAAGAAGCGAUACAAGGUCGAGAACAUCCGCCGCAAACACAACUAUCUUCCAUUCAUUGUGGAACUGCUGAAAAUGUUGGCGGAACAAGGUCAGUUGAUGCCUCUCUACGAAAAAGCGAAACAAAGGGCCGUCGAGCGAGAAGCGGCGUCCGCCAAAGCAAAAUAAUUUUGUACAACUUGAGUUUAAUCGAAAGCGGGAAGGCACGCUUUCAACGUCUGGGGGAAGAUGCCAGUUUGGAAUACAAAUUUCUGAGAAUUUGAAAUGUAUUUCACUUUUUGCAUUUGAGAACUGUUAUAUAUUGAGUGCGUGGAAAUCUUAAAUGUAGAAUAUAUAAAUUGAUAAUUCGAAUUACAAUAAAAUCUACGAACUAAACGAAA